AAUAGAGUACACCUAAUAGUUUCUACGAACCUCGAAGGGUAAAUUUGAAUUCUACCCUAGUACUUCAAACUGUUUGCAUUUGACAAAAACUAGGAGAAUCUAGCUAAAUUUGUUCGUAUUUGUGCAAAGUUGGGGUCAUGGUAAUCCCAAAACGUUGUGGUUACUUAGAUUUAUUCCAAUUGGAUUUUAAAUCUAGGUUAAUCUAGAAGCUCUUGCAAUGAAGAACUUGAAUCCAAGCUGAGGAACUGUACAGGCUUUUCAAAUGUAAUCUAUAGAAAGUGGGGCUAAACACGAAGAAAUCACUUACCUGAAAAUCAGACUUGCGAGACCUCUAGCCUCUCCGUCCUCUGACAUGUGAAGUCCACCGGAAAGUUCCAAAUGCAAUUGAAUGCGAGAUGCGGAUGGGGAAUUGAUGGAUACCGUGGAGGGUAUCCCCGCUCCCGGCCCGUGCAAGAACGCUUGCCCAAGAUCCAACACUCGCCUACAGCAUAUAAUAAUAGUAUAAUGGAUGCGGCCAUGACCACCAAGUUGCCUGUAGAUAUCAAGUUCACCCAGCUCUUCAUCAAUGGCCGAUUCGUUGACUCCCUCUCCGGCAGGACCUUCGAGACGAUUGACCCGAGGACCGGUGAAGCCUUUGCGAGGGUCGCCGAGGGAGACAAAGACGACGUCGACUUGGCCGUCAAGGCUGCCCGUCACGCCUUCGACCACGGCCCCUGGCCCCGCUUGUCCGGAUCAGAGAGGGGAAGAAUAAUGAUGAAGCUGGCGGAUUUGAUCGAAGAGAACGCGGAGGAACUGGCGGCGCUGGACACAACGGACGCCGGGAAGCUGUACAGCGUGGGGAAGGCGGUGGAGGUUCCGGAAGCCGCCGCGACGCUACGGUACUUCGCCGGGGCGGCGGACAAGAUCCACGGGGAGACGCUGAAGACGUCGAGGCCGGUCCAAGCGUACACGCUGCGGGAGCCGAUAGGGGUCGCCGGAAUGAUCAUCCCGUGGAACUUUCCGACCAUAUCGUUCUUCGCUAAGGUCAGCCCCGCAUUAGCUGCGGGGUGUACCAUGGUUGUCAAGCCUGCUGAACAAACUCCCCACUCCGCUCUAUACUAUGCUCACCUCGCCCACAAGGCUGGUAUCCCGGCUGGAGUGUUGAACGUAGUUACAGGAUUUGGGCCAACGGCUGGAGCUGCCAUUGCUUCUCAUAUGGAUAUUGACAAAGUGAGCUUUACAGGAUCAACCGAAGUUGGGAAGCUGGUGAUGAAGGCGGCGGGAGAGAGCAAUUUAAAACAAGUGACAUUAGAGCUGGGAGGAAAGAACCCUCUCAUUGUGUUUGAAGAUGCAGACAUUGAUAUGGCUGCAAGUGUUGCACAAUUUGGGAGUCUUUAUAAUAAGGGUGAAGUUUGUGUUGCGAGCUCUCGCAUUUUUGUUCAAGAAGGGAUUUAUGAUGAGUUUGCAAAGAAAUUAGUUGAGAAGGUGAAAAUGACAAUUGUUGGGGAUCCUUUCCAUCCAUCAACUCAUCAAGGCCCCCAGGUUGAUAAAAAUCAAUUUGAGAAAAUAUUAGCUUAUAUCGAACAUGGGAAAAGAGAAGGAGCCACAUUGUUAGCCGGGGGCAAACGUCAUGACGAAGUGGGAUACUACAUUCAACCAACAAUCUUUUCAAAUGUUGAGGACUCUAUGUUGAUUGCAAAGGAUGAAAUAUUUGGACCCGUAAUUUCGCUGCUUAAAUUCAAGACGGUGGAGGAGGCCAUUAAGAGAGCAAAUGCUACAAAGUAUGGGCUAGCGGCAGGAAUAGUGACCAACGACUUAAACACAGCCAACACUGUUUCGAGGUCACUUAAAGCUGGGAUUGUUUGGAUAAAUUGUUACAUAGUAAUGGGGCGUGAGAUUCCUUUUGGAGGAUACAAGAUGAGUGGCUUUGGGACAGAUUCUGGGUUAGAUGCUCUUCAUAAUUAUCUCCAUACCAAAAGUGUUGUUACUCCUUUGUAUAAUCUCCCCUGGCUCUAAUUAAAUUUAUACUACAUUCAUGUUUUGUAAGAAGUAAUAAUAUUUGUUUCUACAGGAUUCAUGUUUUUGUCCUUAGCUCCAUAAUCACUCUAAGCAAAAUGAGGGGAUACAUAGAUCCAUCAUUAACUAAAAUACUAAAUAAUGG
Messenger RNA from Cuscuta campestris, 2140 nucleotides. The record is from the annotation of a GenBank genome assembly. NCBI's taxonomy places the organism in Eukaryota, Viridiplantae, Streptophyta, Magnoliopsida, Solanales, Convolvulaceae.